ACCUCUUUUUAAGUCCCAAAGACAAAAACCCUAAAGAGUUUUGAUGUCAGGGAAACGUUUCAAUCCGUUGGAAGAUCCGCCGAGCGCAUCAUCAAGCGACGAAGAUGACCAAGUAAAAACGACUUCACUCGCAGGAAACUCUUCUUCGGAAGACGAAACCGACGAUGAGUCCUCUAAAAACCCAUCCUCGAACAAACCAGAGUCUGCUCCUGAGAAGCAGCAGGUCUCCAAUUCCGAAUCUGGGUCUGAUGAAGAAACCGAUUCCGAUUCUCAAACCGUUCGGGUCAAGAAGAACCCAGGAUCAUCCUCGGAUGCUAAUAAAUCCAUCGCAGGAACGAAGGAUUCAGCUGUGGUGAAGAAUCAUGAUUCCAAAAAGGUGAAACCUUUAACAAAGAAGCGUUCUUUGAGUGAGACAGAUGGAGCAGCAGCAGCAGCCUCGAAGGAAGCCAAGAAGGUCAAGAGUGGUGGUUCAGGAGAAGAGGCCAAGAAGACCUAUUUCCAGCGAGUUUGGAGUGAGGAAGAUGAGAUUGCUGUUUUACAAGGUCUUAUUGAUUACAGAAACGAUACAGGGGCAAGUCCUUAUGAUGACACAAACGCGUUUUAUCUGUCUGUGAAGAAAUCUAUUAGCUUUGAUGUUAGUAAAACCCAAGUCAUAAAGAAGAUUUGGGGUUUGAAGACUAAGUACGAGAACAAUCUUGGCAAAGAGGAGCUGACAUUUUCUAAACCUCAUGAUCGCAAGGCCUUUGAUUUGUCUAAGUUUGUUUGGGGAGCUGAUGCGGCGGCUUUGGAUUCAGCUGUCAAGUCCAAUGGGAAGUCUAAGAAGAGCAGUAAGUCUAAAGUCGAGCCCGAGAAGGUGGCUUUGGAUUCAGCUAAUGGGAAGUCGAAGAAGAGUAGUAAGUCGUCGUCGAAGAAAGUUGAGCCUGAGAAGCAAGAGCUAGCUUCUUCUUCUUCGCCCAAUGGUAAAAGCUGUGAAGAAGAGGCGAUGACUAAUAAAGGAGAAGCAUCGAGUGUUGUGGAAGUGGAUGCGUUUGAUAAGUCUGUUCUUGUUAAGGCACUAGCGCGUUUUGGUGUGGAUGAUCUUUCUGCUCAGCAAGGUUGGAGUAGGCUUGCCUUGGAGGAUAAGAAGAGAUUCGAGGAGGAGUGGAAAACGUUGCAGCUUAGGGAGCUUGAGUUUUAUUCCAAGAAGAGUGGUUUCAUUCAUGAGGUGAUUACAAAGAUGGCUGAAUCAUUUCCACCAAACCCUUAAGACAUAUAUGUUUUUUGUUCUGUCUCUUUUGCAUUGAACUCUGGCCUUUUUGUGUUUUGUCCUUUCUAUUGAUUCUUUAAGAGUUCAUUGUGGAA
Messenger RNA from Brassica oleracea var. oleracea, 1341 nucleotides. Its product is annotated as mediator-associated protein 1. Gene Ontology annotation, cellular component: nucleus. Gene Ontology annotation, biological process: regulation of DNA-templated transcription. The record is from RefSeq and is a predicted model, not a curated record. Bases 44 to 1246 code for a protein of 400 amino acids. Lineage: Eukaryota; Viridiplantae; Streptophyta; Magnoliopsida; Brassicales; Brassicaceae. The transcript has a single exon.